UUCAGGAGGGCGGGAGCUGCGAGUCUAUAUACAUGCUGCGCUUUUCUGCAUUACAUUGCAGGUUUCUCCCUGCGUGGCGUGGAAGUCAUGAGUGGUGGCGUUGGGAAUUAUUAGCUUGACAACAGUCGGAUAACGCAACAUUCGCCAGAAUUAGACUAAAAAUGGCUACCCUUUAUCGACUGAGGCGGUGCCACCCCACAGGGGCAGUUAUCGCUCAUCUUCACACCAGCAGCCGAGUCUCUGCCAAGCAACAUUACAAGAUGUUGGUCCUGGGAGGAGGAACUGGUGGCAUUGCAAUGAGUGCACGCAUGAAGAGGGUAGUCGGGGCAGAUAAUGUUGCUGUUGUGGAGCCUGCUGAGAUGCACUACUAUCAGCCCAUAUGGACUCUAGUUGGUGCUGGGGCAAAAACCGUAGCCUCAUCAGGUCGUUCCACUGCCAGCAUUAUCCCAUCUGGAGUGAAAUGGGUGAAAUCUAAGGUGCAGGAAAUAAAUCCGCAAACAAACACUGUUCGCACGGAGGAUGGAAAUGAGAUUUCCUAUGAGUACUUGAUUGUGGCUCUUGGGUUACAACUCCAUUAUGAAAAGAUUAAAGGGCUGCCAGAGGGGUUUGAGCAUCCAAAGAUUGGCUCAAACUAUUCCAUCGAGACUGUUGAGAAGACAUGGAAGGCUUUGCAAGACUUCAAGGAGGGAAACGCCAUUUUUACUUUCCCCAACACUCCAGUGAAAUGCGCUGGAGCUCCACAAAAGAUCAUGUACUUAGCAGAUGCCUAUUUAAGAAAGACAGGGAAAAGGGACAAGGCCAAAGUAAUAUACAACACGUCCCUCCCGGUGCUAUUUGGGAUCAAGAAGUACGCGGAGACUCUGUGGGACAUUGUGAAAACUCGUGACCUACAAGUGAACCUUCGACACAACCUGAUUGAGGUCCGAGCAGACAAGCAAGAAGCUGUGUUUGAAAAUCUGGACAAACCUGGUGAAACAACAGUCUUUGAGUAUGAAAUGCUUCAUGUUACGCCACCUAUGGGACCCCAUUCUGUGGUGAAAGGCAGUCCGCUGGCUGACGAGGCCGGCUGGUUGGACGUCAACAAAGACACUCUUCAACAUAACAAGUAUCCAAACGUGUUUGGAAUUGGUGACUGUACCAGCCUGCCUACAGCCAAGACUGGGGCAGCAGUUGCUGCACAAUCUGCAAUUUUGAACAGAACAAUCAACAAAGUAAUGAAAAACGAGAAGCCAGAUAAAAAAUAUGAUGGUUACACAUCUUGCCCAUUGGUCACAAGCUACAACACGGUUGUUCUGGCUGAGUUUGACUACAACGGCCAGCCGCUGGAAACAUUCCCCUUCAAUCAAGCCAAAGAGAGACGGUUAAUGUAUUUCAUGAAAGCUGAUGUGAUGCCUCACCUCUACUGGCACGGCCUUCUCCGGGGCUUUUGGGGCGGACCAGGCCCAUACAGGAAACUGCUUCAUCUGGGGAUGAAAUAAAGCACCUUAGUACCAAUCUUAACUUUAAACGUUUCAUUUCCUUAAAGGUUACAGAAAUUCAUCUUAUGAUGGACAGAUUCAGCAGUAAUCUGUUAUUUUGACACCUGUGCAAAAGACUGGAUAUUUGGGCUCUUUUGGACAUCUCAUUAAAUGACAAGUUGUACUGUUUUCAUUAUGCACAAUAAUUCACUAAGCUAAGGCAUUUUCAAAACAAUUUGGCUUCAAGUGCUGUAUUAAAAUUAGCAUAUUUUGCCAAAACUCCAGAGGGGCAAAGAAUUUGAAAUCCUCUACUAAACUGGAUUCCCACUUUUUCUGAUCAAUUCAUAGACUGGACAUCAAGUUUACAAUAUUAUAUGCAAGCUGAGAAAGCACAGUGGUUUGCUUUACUCUUCUAAGUAUGAGUAAUCAAAAGUUAUUGUUGAUUUACAUUAUCUAAUAGUUGAAAAUUUAAGUAAAAAAUGUGCCUGUUGGUGGAAAAGCAUUAAUUGUCAAAUAUUUUGCUAUAGCAGGAAUGUGAAUGCUUCACUCCAUUGAUCCUGAUGAAAUACAAGUCCUAAAUUCACGACCUUUUUUAUACUGGUAUAAAUUUGCAGCUGUAUUUAUUGUUACCAUUAGUCUGCUAACAAGUACAAAUGUUUUUUUGGAAUUGAAUUAACAUGCAACUGUGUAGGGUUUUUACUGUCUACAUUUGGUUGUAAACACAUUUUGUGGGUGUACAGUUGGUACUAAAAUCAUGUUUGUAAUCUGGGGAAGAAAACCUUCAUCAAUAAAAAUGACUGUUAUAGAGA
Molecule: messenger RNA, 2266 nt
Organism: Oryzias latipes (Japanese medaka)
Lineage: Eukaryota; Metazoa; Chordata; Actinopteri; Beloniformes; Adrianichthyidae
Gene: sqor
Product: sulfide quinone oxidoreductase
Cellular component (GO): mitochondrion
Molecular function (GO): sulfide:quinone oxidoreductase activity; FAD binding
Source: RefSeq, a predicted model, not a curated record